AUGCCAUCACUAAAAUCGAUUGAUAAGCUUGAUGAUGAGCUCAAUAAUGAUUAUAUUGAUCAAAGUCAUAUUCAAGCAUUUAGACUCGCCCUUAGUCAAAUUGACUCCAUCGAUGAGGACACUCGCAUUUCCGCUUUAAGCGACUUUGCACCUGUACAUGAACGUGUCAAGAGGAGACGUAAACCCAAAGUUUCUUCUGGCUUUAGCUGGGGAUACACUACAAUCAGAUAUCCCCUCCUCAUCAUCCUUUUCUUCACUAUCACUAUCGAAUUCAUAUUCUACGUCUCUGUUCGUCAAAUCGUAAAUCUCUGGGAAUGGGCUAUUCAACAUCGUGGCAAGUCUGCUGUUAUAAGGCAAAAGAUGAGAAAUGCUACCAAUUUCCAUGAUUGGAAGAAAGCUGCCGUUGAAAUGGAUCACUAUCUGGAUCUCGAGAAAUGGAAAAGCGAUAAUCACAGCGGCAUUUACUAUGAUUCCUUACUCGUUCAGAAAGUCUUGUCCUCCUUAAAAGACAAGCGUCAAAAUGAUGACAUUCAGGGCCUGAUAGGUGUUCUUGAAAUUUGCAUCAAAAACAACUUUGCUGGUACUGAGAGCUCGCGUCUUUAUAGUGAAACAUUCUACGGCAGCAAAGUCCUGAUUGAAGACUACAUCAAUGAGGUCAGCAGGUCCCUUUCUACUCUUCGCGAUCAUCCCUCUGUCUCUAUCGAACAGAAGCGUAUCCUUUUUAAAUCCUUUAACCGCAAUUUUGGUCAGUCAGCACUUUGUCUGUCUGGAGGAGGUUCCUUUGGAUACUAUCACUUUGGUGUUCUUAAGGCAUUUCUGGAAGCUGGCUUGUUACCUAGAGUGAUAACUGGUACAUCUGCAGGUGGAUUAGUGGCAGCACCAGAACUAGCAGAUAAGAUUAAAGCUUGCGAAGAUUCCUUCUCUGUUUGGUUCCCGAGAUGGUGGCGCACGGGUGCUCGUUUUGACACAAUAGCUUGGGCGGAGAAGUCCAUGUUUUUCACUAGAGGUACAAUGACAUUUCAAGACGCCUACGAGCGAACAGGGAGAUCUUUGAAUAUAUCUGUUACCCCAUCUGAUAGACACAGUCCCACAAAGAUUUUAAAUCAUCUAACAGCGCCCGACUGCGUAAUUUGGUCAGCCAUUAUCGCAUCUGCAGCAGUUCCAGGUAUCCUUCCACCAGUUGUCCUGAUGCGCAAAUGUAAAGAUGGAUCAAUUGAGCCUUUUAGUCUUGGUGCUAGAUUUAAGGAUGGUUCUAUUAGAGUUGAUAUACCAUUACAGUCGUUAAACCUUCUCAACCACGCUAUUGUGUCCCAAGUAAACCCUCAUGUUCACUUGUUUUUCUACGCUCCAAGAGGAUCUGCUGGUAAACCUGUUGCUCACCGUAGAGGUCAAGGAUGGCGUGGUGGAUUCUUUUUAGCUGCAGCUGAAUCCUACCUCAAACUGGAAUUAAGCAAAAAUUUAAAAGUUAUUAGAGACUUGGAAUUAAUGCCAGAGAUAUUAGCAACGGAUUUUUCAUCUGUAUUUCUUCAAAAGUUUGAAGGUAGCAUAACUAUUUGGCCACGGACAAGGUUUUUAGAUUGGAUCCAUAUAUUGUCGGAUCCUGAUAGGCCUGAACUAAAACGCAUGAUGAAAAUGGGGCAGUUGGCAACGUGGCCGAAACUACAUAUUGUCGAAAACCGCUUUAAGAUAGAACGGGAGAUCUUGAAAGGUAGACAUAUGGUACGCGACACUUUGAAAAUGAAUAGAAUGAACACAAAAAGCGUCGAGCAACUCGAUGCAGCUAGUGUCGCUACAAACUCCGAUUUUGAGUCUAAGCAGGUUGAUGCGACGGCUCAGGGCAACAUUGAACGACUCAAUCCAAUUAACGACUUUAACAAAUCAGAAGUUGACAGCGAGGCCUCAACAUCUGACAAUGAAAGCGAGCCUUCAGAGUUGUUAAACUUUAACACAAACGGUGAAUCUAACAACUUUAAUCCUUCAAGUCACCAAAACGUUGAAGGCAAGAAACAAUUGUAA
This is a messenger RNA of Wallemia ichthyophaga EXF-994, 2016 nucleotides long. Its product is annotated as Patatin-like phospholipase domain-containing protein. The record is from RefSeq and is a predicted model, not a curated record. Bases 1 to 2016 code for a protein of 671 amino acids. The transcript has 18 exons. Gene Ontology annotation, molecular function: triacylglycerol lipase activity. Gene Ontology annotation, biological process: lipid metabolic process. NCBI's taxonomy places the organism in Eukaryota, Fungi, Basidiomycota, Wallemiomycetes, Wallemiales, Wallemiaceae.